Molecule: messenger RNA, 2232 nt
Organism: Menidia menidia (Atlantic silverside)
Lineage: Eukaryota; Metazoa; Chordata; Actinopteri; Atheriniformes; Atherinopsidae
Source: the annotation of a GenBank genome assembly
AUGAACAACUCGGAGAACAAGAGAGACGGCUCGCCGCUCAAACCCCUCAGCAAGACGCCCGUCUGCAGCCCGGCUCACCGCGCCUUCCCCAGGCCGGAGCCCCUCUCCUCCCCGACGCAGGAUGCCCAGAAGCCCGCGGCUAACGGGGUGCCAGUGAAGAUGGAGCCCAGCAGGGAGGAGGAGGAGGAGGAGGAGGAGGGAAAGGAGGAGAGCCAGACCAGACCCCUGAACGGCUCCAGGACGGAGGGCGGAGAGCUGGUGAACGGAGACGCGGGACCCUCGCACGCAGACGGAGCCGAGGCCGAGGGCCACGACCAGAGCGAGGACACGGGGACUAAAACAGAAACCGAGCAGAGGGGGGAGGAAGGGAGCGCCGACCACAAGGAGACGAAUGAACAGAAGCUGUUUAAAAUCGCCAGCGAGCUCCUGCACACAGAGAAGGCCUACGUUACUCGGCUGAACCUCCUGGACCAGGUGAGGAACUCACCUGGACACCUUGUCCGGCUCCUGUUGGACGGGAAAAAGGAAAGGAGACUCCGUUUAACCCGAUCUGACGCGUGUGUCCAGGUGUUCUGUGCUAAGCUCAUGGAGGAGGCCAACAAAGGGACCUUCCCGGUGGACGUGGUGAAGAACAUCUUCUCCAACAUCUCGUCCAUCAACGCUUUUCACGGCCAGUUUCUGCUCCCGGACCUGGAGAAGCGGAUGGGGGAAUGGGCGUCCACUCCUCGAAUCGGUGACAUCCUGCAAAAACUCACACCUUUCCUCAAAAUGUACGCCGAGUAUGUGAAGAACUUCGACAAGGCCAUGGAGCUGCUCAAGCAGUGGACGGACCGCUCGCCUCAGUUCAAAGCCAUAAUCCAGGAGAUACAGAGUCAGGAGGUGUGCGGCUCCCUGACGCUGCAGCACCACAUGCUGGAGCCGGUGCAGAGGGUCCCCCGAUACGAGAUGCUGCUCAAAGACUACCUGAAGAAGCUGCCCCAGGACGACCCCGACAGGAGGGACGCAGAGAAAUCAUUAGAGAUUAUCGGCACAGCAGCGACUCACUCCAACAGCGCCAUCAGGAAAUCCGAGAACCUGAAGAAACUGAUGGAGAUAUACGAGAUGCUGGGUGAGGAGGAGGACAUCGUUCAUCCCUCCAACGAGUUCAUCAAACAGGGCCACAUCCUCAAGCUGGCGGCCAGGAACACCUCGGCGAUGGAGAGGUACCUUUUCCUGCUAUGCGUGGAAUGGGUCCCGUCUGUGCGAUUCGCAAUACCCGAGAUGUUCAACAACAUGCUGUUAUACUGCGUUCCAAAAUUCAGCCUGGGAGGACCCAAGUACACGGUGAGAACGCGAAUAGGGAUCGACGGCAUGAAGGUCCUAGAGACGACCAACGAGGACUACCCUCACACCUUCCAAGUGUCGGGCAAGGAGAGGACGCUGGAACUCCAGGCCAGCUCAGAGCAGGACAAGGCAGACUGGAUUAAGACGCGCUCCCUUUUCACGCUGCUCUCGAUCCCGUCUCAGGCUUUCCAGCAGACCAUAGAGAUCUUCCAGCAGAAGAACGAGUCCUUCAAGAACGCCCAGAAGGACGUGGAGGAAGUGUCGAAAGCUGAGCUGGGGAAGCGGGCUCCUCGUUGGAUCCGCGACAAUGAAGUGACCAUGUGCAUGAAGUGUAAGGAGCCGUUCAACGCGCUGACGCGGCGCAGGCACCACUGCAGAGCCUGCGGCUACGUGGUGUGCUACAAGUGCUCGGACAACAAGGCUCCGCUGGAGUACGACGGCAACAAGAUGAACAAAGUGUGCCGGGACUGCUUCUCCAUCCUGACGGGAGAAGCCAUCGAGGCGGGCCAGUUCACGGACAGCAGCAUCAUGUGCGGCUUCCUGCAGUACUCGGAGAAAAGCAAGCUGUGGCAGCGGGUCUGGUGCGUCAUCCCCGAGAAGGAGUGCCUGGUGCUCUACCUCUACGGAGCCCCGCAGGACGUGAAGGCCCUGUGCAGCAUCCCCCUGCUGGGCUACUCGGUGGAGGACAGCGCGCGGCCCGCAGACCCCCCCGCCUCCUUCCGCCUCGCCCAGUCCAAGUCCGUGCACAACUUUGCCGCCGAGAACGAGGAGCUCAAGCAGCGCUGGCUCCAGGUGAUCCGGGUGGCCGUGAGGGGGGAGAUGCCCGAGCGGCCUCCGGCCAACGGCGCCAUGGCGACGGACAACAACAACACCACAACAACGCAGGAAGCCGGUUCGGACAGCACGUAA